AUGCCGCCCACAGACUGUUUUAGCCCAACGGCACCACGACUUGACGCCAGGCGCGAGACCAGUGGUGACGCACCAGAAUGCUUCUGUCUGUGUGGCCCUGGGACGCAAACCAUGUCCGCCCAAGCCCUGAACCCAAAGCACCAACCUGCCCGCCUGCCCGCCGCCCGCAACUGGGCGUGCAGCUAUCCCGCAACGGCCGACACAAGUCCCAGCAGCCGAGGCCUCGCCGCCGCCGCCGCCGCCAACCAAGCCAGGCACACAGGCACAGGCACAGCGAUCGGAGCCACUCAGAGCCACUCAGCGCUGCGACCGGGGGCCACGACAGCCGACCUUCCACGGCUCAGGAGACGGCGGGCCUGCGAUAGGGCAGUCCUUGCCACGACCCUCGCCGAGCCACUCCAGCCAUCGCCAGAGUUGUCUCAACGGGCGAGGGCCGCAUCAAGCUGGCACGACGCUGCUCUGGGGGCGCGCGUCAUGUACAUGUCUUCCCCCAAACAGCCUGCGCCCACCGUCCAAACGGUUGCGGUCGCUGUCGCUGUCGCUGUCCCUCCUCCUCGACUGCCCCUCGGUCGACUGCUCGGUCUGGCAUCGCUCACCGCGCGGCGGCCGCGGGACGCACGACAGAGCGCACGGUGGCCUAAAUUAGUUUUGGCCUCCGUCGUCGAUGCAAGCAUCCAAGGCGCUCUCCCACAGCCUGCCCAGCCUCGUGGCAUGCGCCUACCACCUCGCUCUUCUCAAAUCGUCGGUCACAACUCCCCUUCUGGCUUCGUCGACACCGACUCGGGAGCCCUCGUCGCAGAUCACUCGCCUGCGUCCCCAAAGGACGAGAGGAUCCCGACGACGGCGGGCGGCAGUGUCGUCUGA
This is a messenger RNA of Bipolaris zeicola 26-R-13, 864 nucleotides long. RefSeq lists its product as uncharacterized. The transcript has 3 exons. Lineage: Eukaryota; Fungi; Ascomycota; Dothideomycetes; Pleosporales; Pleosporaceae. The coding region runs from base 1 to 864 and encodes 287 amino acids. The record is from RefSeq and is a predicted model, not a curated record.